AACAAGGAAUAGUUUUCACUAGUAGACGUCUGGGUUUGUUUUCAUACUGAAUACGGUGGGAUAACUGAAUCGUGCACUUAUAUCAGUUAGUUGGAAAAAAAUAGAACAUUGCUUAUGGUCUUGCGUAAAUUUAGAGCCAUAAAUUUCCAUUUGAAUCCUUGUCACUGCUAACGUCAAGUUACUUGUCACUUUCUACCCAAAAUUGUCCUUGUUUUAGCAAAAUUAUCACAGCAGGAAUGAAAAUUUCAUAUUUUCGAUUUAAGCGCAUGAUUUAAUACAAAGAACUUGAAACAUAACCAGCGAAUAAGAGGCUAGAUAUUGUAAAAAGCUUAUCGCUGUCAAUUUCGUUGAGAUAAUAUUGCUUGGAUGUUUUAACACCUGGCGAACUGAGUACACCACAAACUUCAGUUUGAGCUCCAUCUGAAACGUAACUUGACAAAUUUUGGCUAUUUUGAGAUACAAUUCUAAGAUGAGACACUUCUGCGUGCUUAUGGACUUCGUUUAUUUUCUCUCUCAAUUGUAUUGCUUCAUACUACAACUGGCCACAGGAAAAGUGGAAUCUUAUCUCGCAAUCGCAACUUUUAAACAUAACGAAUUUUACAUGAAUGGGAGUCUAAUUUUUGCGGGUUUGUUUCCCAUACAUUACGCUCCGCAGAACAACAGCACAUUAAAGCAGUGCCAAGGGAAAUUCAAUACCCGCGGCUUCGAGCAAGCUCUGGCCAUGUUGUACGCUCUGGAACAAAUCAAUAACGACUCGAAGAUUCUUCCAGGAAUUCCCAUUGGGGCAGACAUCAAAGACACUUGUAGCAGCGUUGACUCUGCGAUCAGAAAGUGCUUAAAUUUCAGUUUUGUCAGAAAUAACAUGGAGGAUAUGAUGUGCGAGAAAACACUGCACCCAGACGUCGUUCACGAUCCGAGAACAGUCGCAAUUGUUGGUCUGGGCUCCACCGAUGUAGCAAUGGCGGUGGCCAAUUUCGCAGGGCUGUUUUAUGUCCCUGUUGUGAGCUAUUCCUCAUCGAGUAGACUCCUUAGCAACAGAAUUCGUUUCAAGUAUUUCCUUCGAACGAUUUCCUCAGAUACCCUGAUGGCAAGAGCUGUCAUCGAUUUUUUACGUGAGUUAAAAUGGAAUUUUGUCCACGUUUUGUAUUCAGACACAGACUAUGGGCGAUCAGCAUUCGAGACUUUCGACCAUGUCCUCUCAGCGUCCACUGGCGCGAAAAUUUGUCUGGCAAUAAAAAGAGCUUUUACACAACAAUCAAAAUCCCGUGAUAUCGUGAGUUUCCUCGGGAAGAUGCAAGAGAAUGAAAACGCGAAAGCUAAAGCGGUGCUUCUUUUUACAACAGUGGGAGACACCGAGUUUAUCUUGAGCCACUUCGACAAACUCAACAUGACAGAUUAUGUUUUUAUUGCCACCGAUCACUUUACUGGGCGUCUAAACAGGUUUAACAGUUCACCCCAAAUGUUGCGACGCAUUGUUGGUGUUGUACCACGUAAGGGAAGGACAAAGGACUUUGAAGACUUUUUUCAAAAGGUAUUGGAAACAGGAAAACUGAAACAAUUUCCAUGGUUUCACGAGUUUAAAAAAUGUUAUUUGAAACCCCCUUUAGAACUGUCUACUUAUGUUCCAUACGUUAUUGAUGCGGUGUAUGCAACGGCGCAUGGUCUUCACAACCUUCUGAAUUGCACGCAAGCGAGAAGCUGUAGAUAUUCCACUGACGAAUUUCCAAGUUUGAACAGGAACGACGGUUUUCUCAAAAGCAUUCAAAAUGUCAAGUUCCCAGGCUUGUCGCGCGAUCAAGUUUCUUUCGACGCUGAUGGCAACGGCUUGGGUGCUUAUGACAUCACAGUGGUCAACACUGAGACAGAACAAUGGGAAACAAUCGGGAACUGGAUCUCUAAUACGUCAAAGGUGGUUGAUCUCCCCGUAAAUGAGUCAUUUCUUGAAUUGAAUUUGACAAAACUGAGAACGUUAUGGAGAAAGGUAUUCAACAGUACCGUUGAGCCCACUUCAUUUUGUGGUCAGCAGUGCCCACCAGGACAUUGGAUGAUUUUAGAUGAACGUUACCAGAGCUGCUGUUGGAAGUGUGCUCCAUGUUCCACCAAUGAGAUUUCUCACAAUCCUGUGAACGGCUCAUGUAAACGCUGUCCUCCUCGCUAUUGGCCAAAUGCAAACCGCACUGGUUGUUUACCCAUAAUUCCAACUACCAUCAAGUUGAGUGACCCAGCCGGCAUAUCGGUGGGCGUGGUCGCAGCGCUCGGUGCUCUGUGCAUGUUGUCUAUCACGAUUGUUUUCCUUCGUCAUGGCCACUCACACGUGGUGCGUGCGUCCAGCAAAGUCCUGAGCUACAUUAUGCUUUUUGGAAUAUCUUUGGGUUAUCUGACUGCCGCUUUGAUUUUGCUGGAAAGAACAAAAACUUUAUGCCAAGUCGUGCUUUUCUUGUUUAGUAUCGGGUUCUGUAUCGUGGUCGGGACACUUCUGAUCAAGACAAACCGGAUACACCGGAUAUUUAGUAAAAAUGCAAUGAGGAAAGGUACCCCACCAUGUUUGAGCGACAGAUGGAUGGUAGCCUUCAUACUUGGCUUUGUUCUCAUAGAAAUAGUCAUCUGCGUCAUCCUGGUAUUCACCAAUGAUCACUUCACAGAAGUCGUUUAUACUGACAUGAAAAACGAAGCUUUCAUUCAAUGCAAAUUUGCAUCCUUUGAUAAUUACAACAUUGCUCUUUGGUGGGGUUUCAAUUGUGGUCUGGUUUUGAUUUGCACGUAUCAAGCCUUUCUUACAAGAAAAGUGCCCGGGAAUUAUAACGAAGCACGCUUUAUAGCUUUUAACAUGAUGACCAUCUCCACAGAUCUGUUGAUGUUUUUCCUCUCUUAUUACGGCACUAAGACUUAUUACAAAGACAUUCUUGUAAGCGCUUUCUUAAUCGUGGCAGAUACCGUUACGAUCACGUGUAUGUUUCUACCAAAAGUCUACGUGAUCGUGUUUCGUCCUCAGAAGAACGUGGACUCCAGAUCGACAGUCAGCCUGGGAACAAUUGAUGCCGACGAGGACGAAGGCCAACCCGAUAGGAAAAUCAGCACCAGGUCAAACACGUCAUUGCUAAGUUCUCCGUCAAAUCUCAGUGGCAGUCAGAUGGAAACGAGAAACAACUCAAAUAACCACGAAAACAACGUAGAAAGUACAAACAGAAAGAUAUCAUCGGCUCUUACAAACGGUAAUCUCCACAAAUCCUGGAGCUCAGAUGGAUGCAGUGAGCGUCCUGAAGUUGAAUCACGUGACUCAAGUUUGAGCGUGCGCACUGUACGAUUCGAGGACGAAAUUGAUUCUGAUUUGAUGCCGGAUUCUCCAACUUUUCAUGACAGUCUUCCAGAGGAGUUUGAUUAUCGACGCAGGGAGUCGACUAUCUGAGCUUGUUUCUUCCUUAAAGAUGAGAGCUCACUACAUAAGUAAACCUGGUAGAUUGUCAUUGAUACCGAAACUCUCUAUUAUUCACCCGUCUAUCCAAGUUUUCGUCUUUCGUUUGUUUAAGAUACAUUAGCGGAUCAGUCUACCAUUGGCCGGUCCACUCGUUCAUUUAGCCAAUUUUUUCUUUUCCAGAAAGUCAAUCGGUCGAUAGAUCGGUCAGUCGGUCGGUCGG
Molecule: messenger RNA, 3635 nt
Organism: Stylophora pistillata
Lineage: Eukaryota; Metazoa; Cnidaria; Anthozoa; Scleractinia; Pocilloporidae
Product: metabotropic glutamate receptor 4
Biological process (GO): G protein-coupled receptor signaling pathway
Cellular component (GO): membrane
Molecular function (GO): G protein-coupled receptor activity
Source: RefSeq, a predicted model, not a curated record